Anguilla rostrata (American eel) is the source of this 2209-nucleotide messenger RNA. Its product is annotated as organic cation/carnitine transporter 2-like. Gene Ontology annotation, molecular function: quaternary ammonium group transmembrane transporter activity. Gene Ontology annotation, cellular component: membrane. The transcript has 10 exons. Bases 256 to 1917 code for a protein of 553 amino acids. The record is from RefSeq and is a predicted model, not a curated record. NCBI's taxonomy places the organism in Eukaryota, Metazoa, Chordata, Actinopteri, Anguilliformes, Anguillidae. Gene Ontology annotation, biological process: transmembrane transport; quaternary ammonium group transport.
GGCAGGAACCCUAGAUAUAUUUUGCUUGGUCCAAUUAAUGAUGAUCAUCUUUACAUUAUGCUUAACUAAUGCAAGACUACGGGAAAGAAUUGGCCUCCGGCUGGUAGCGCUGGUUUAGAAACCAGACUGUUCAGGUCAAGGAUUGAAUUCUGGCCACCCUUGUAAAGCGAUAAACUUGUUGCUAGAGGGUGUUAUAAAAGCCGCUGCUGGACUUAGUAUCUCAGUUCUGUUCUGUCCGACUCAUUUUAAUUUACAAUGCACGUGACAGACUACGAUGACUUUAUCAAAUUUAUGGGAGAAUGGGGACCUUUCCAAAAACUGAUCACGUUACUCCUCUGUUUGAGCGUAAUUCCCAACGGAUUGACAGGUUUGUCUAUGGUAUUCAUCGCCGACACGCCACCGCACCACUGCGUAAUACCCUCAAACGCCAAUAUUAGCGCCGAAUGGAGAAACCAUUCUAUUCCGCUGGAAGAUGCAAAUGGGGUGAUGCGCUAUAGCAAAUGCACCCGAUACAAACUGGACGUAAUAAAACUUCUUUCAGACAAUGGAUACGUACCUGGAGUAGACGUGAACAUUACAGAACUAGAACAAGAAAGUUGUAAGGAUGGUUGGGAAUACGACAGAGAAAUGUAUAUUUCAACUAUCGUGUCCGAGUGGGAUCUGGUGUGUAAUGAUGCGUGGAAGGUCCCCAUGACCAGCUCCAUGUAUUUCUUUGGAGUGUUAACUGGAUCCUUCCUUUCUGGACAACUGUCUGACAGGUUUGGGAGGAAAAUCGUUCUGUUUGCAACAAUGGGGGUUCAGACAGCGUUCACGUUCUUCCAGAUUUUCUCCACGUCCUGGCUUAUGUUCUCCGCGCUUUUCUUUGUCGUUGGUUUAGGACUAAUUUCUAACUACGUCGCAGCGUUUGUGCUAGGAACAGAAAUUUUGAGUGCACGCAUUCGGGUCAUAUUCUCCACUGCGGGAGUGUGCAUCUUUUUUGCCUUCGGCUACAUGAUGCUUCCCCUGAUGGCCUUCUUCAUCAGAGACUGGAGAAUGCUGGUGGUCGCCAUAGCGGUCCCAGGAGUUUUCUUUUUCCCCGUUUGGAGGUUAGUCCCGGAGUCCCCCCGGUGGCUUCUCUCUCAGGGCCGGGUGGAGGAGGCAGAGGCCAUUUUGAGAGGUGCUGCCCGGAAGAAUGGAAUCACAGCCCCGGAGGUCAUCUUUGCACCUCUCCAGGUAGAAAACGAUAUGGAAAAAUUUAAACGCCACACCAUCUGUGAUCUUGUGAAGUCCAACAACAUCCGCUGGAUCACAAUCAUGCUGAGCUCCGUGUGGGUGAUCAUCUCAAUCGGGUACUUUGCCGUAUCAUUGAACACCUCCAAUUUGUAUGGGGAUCGCUAUCUGAACUGUUUCCUCUCGGCGGCUGUUGAAGUCCCAGCCUACAUGUUGUCAUGGGCCCUAUUUCGCUCUUGCUCAAGGCGGUUGUGUCUCUUUGCCAUGCUGUUUAUCGGUGGAGCUGUACUACUAUUAGCUCAGCUCAUACCAAGAGAUUUAAGUUCAUUAUCUACUGCUCUGGAGAUGGUGGGAAAAUUUGGGAUCACAGUGGCUUUCACUAUCGUGUAUGCCUUCUCGGUGGAGCUGUACCCCACAGUCCUGAGGAACACCGCCGUGUGCGCCUGCUCCAUGGCGGCUCGGCUGGGGAGCAUUGCUGCACCCUACUUUGUCUAUCUGGGAACCUAUUACAAGUCCUUGCCAUACUUGUUAAUGGGGAGCCUCAGUAUUUUGGGGGCGUUGAUUAGCAUCCUGCUUCCUGAGACCCAUGGUUUACCUCUUCCUGAGACCAUCAAUCACAUGCAGUCUAUUCAAAGGUGUAAAAAGAGGCAAACAUCAAAUAAUGUUACCAGAGAUACUGCAGCAGAGCAGAAUGCUUCAAUGUUGUAAUGACUGGAUUACAUUAAGAUACUGGAUAUUAGGUUAUACAAAGAUUUAGAUAUUACUUCACAGGCAAGCAAUCUGUGCACCAGUUUUAUUGGUAAUAAUUGUACACUGUCCUGGUAUGCUUUUAUAAUAUUGUUUAUUAAGCUGUGGUCGGUGCUGAGUGCAUUAUGGUGUUUAUUGCAUGGGUUUUAUUAAACAAGGGUUAUCGUUGUUCUUGUAUAAAAUGCAAGAGGGAUGUGUACACCCACACUGUUGCUGAAAUUAGUAUAAUCCAAUAAACAUUAACAAAAAAACA